This is a messenger RNA of Thrips palmi, 1817 nucleotides long. RefSeq lists its product as uncharacterized. Lineage: Eukaryota; Metazoa; Arthropoda; Insecta; Thysanoptera; Thripidae. The transcript has 2 exons. The record is from RefSeq and is a predicted model, not a curated record. The coding region runs from base 928 to 1470 and encodes 180 amino acids.
GACGCGGGGCGGGGCACGGGGUGCUCGUAUGAAGGAGCGACGAAAACGACUCCAGGAAUCAGUCUCUGGCGGACGGCCAGUGAGGCGCCAAUGACGGUGGCCUUGUUGACCGCCAGCGGUGCUGUCGUUGGAAGUAGCUCUUCGUUAGACGCGCUAGGAAACUGCUGAUAAUCGAUCACGAAUCUUGUCUAAAUCCAAAACAACCUAGACAAAUUCCGAUUUCCCUAUUUCCAGAGAAUUGCUGUGGGGGGACGUGGUUGACUGAAUUUUCAACCCUCAAUAUUUUUCUACCCAGCCAUCGAAUUAUUUCGAAACGAAGGAAUUUUAUUUCUUUACUGGGAAUCUCUCACCUGAGUGAAAUUCACAUCCAUACUUACAAGUGUUAAUCCCUAGCAAGGAAACAGACUUUUCGCACUUUGGCUCUCUGGCUUAGGUCUUCCAGUGUCAAGUACAUGAACUUAAAGGCUGUAAGAAGUGCCUUAUUUUAAAAUCCAAAUUUCUCGAAGACUUGCAGGGUAUGAAGGCCUAUAGUUGGCUUAUUUUUGAGGCGUAUGAUAAGAAUUAAUUUGCAAAUUGCCAUUUUCCCUUGAAACGUUAGUAAUUCCCUCCAGACUAUCAAUAUUUUUGGUCUGCGUCGUCUGCACCAUGGGGUGAGUGUCCCGCCAUUUCGCUUUGCUCUCAUUGGCCUUGGAGUGGUCACGUGACGUGGUAGGGGCGUUUGUGCUUCUGUGUGUAGAUCAAGAUCGCCUUCAGAAAAUUGUCAGGGUUAGAAAUAACAAGAAUUAACGUCUCUUUUAAAAAAACUGUCUCUCUUGGGUGAAUCUAGGCAACAGUUUUCAAUUUCAAGACCACCAGUAAGUUUAAGACAUUUGCAUCUUAGCCUCAACAAAUCACUCAUGUUUUUUUUAUGGUUAUUUGAGUAAGAGAAUGACUAUUCUCAUAAAUACACCACAAUUUUUUUUUAUUGCUUUUUUAAGAAAUUUGUACUCUCUAAUGUCCCUGAUGUACUCAUUCUGCUGCACUUUAAAGGGUAGGCCUAUAUUAUGUCAGUGUUCUCUGUUGCUUUCAGUGUCGGUUCCAUUGUUUGCCAACAUUGUUGGAAUUUUUUUAGAGGAUGGUGCAGUUUGUACAUACUAUGAUUUCGCCACACAUGGCAUUAAGUAUGACAGCGGAGAUGUAGUGAUGCUUCCUCGCCAUGACCAGAAGACAGCAGUCGUCAUCUUAGGAAUUCAUGUGAUCUUGGGAAAAGCUGCAGAAGCAGCCAAAGUGUAUUUCAAACGAUUGUGCAAAUGGGACGACGUGCCUUACAGUGAAGUAAAAGUAUUUGGCCAUGAGUUGGCUCCUAUCGAGGAGGAAGUUUCUCAAGUGGCCAUAUUUGAGACUCAAGGAAUUCAAGGUAUCACUAAUCCGAGCACAGGUCUAAAUGUAGUCAGGCGCAUCCUCUCAAUGUGUGAAAUAUUACUUUUCUGAAUUUAACUCCAAACCUAAGCUGAAGGCAAGAAUGGAGGUCAACUGUGCCUUGAAGGCUUCAGACUGUACAAUUCUACCACACAAAUAAUGUGCACGUAUAGUGACUUACACCCCAAAUUUUUAAUACAUUAUUUUUCCUCCAGGGCCGGUGCUUGUCCGAGAAAAUGUUUUUUACUUGAAUGGCCAGAAUGAACCUCAAUAAAAGGACUAGAUAAAUAACUAUAAUUCUAAAAACUGUCUUUUAACAUAUUUAAUGUUCAGUAAAAUCGAAAAAUUGAAAUUUUAAAAUAUUGACAACAGAAACAAGUGUUACAAUUAAACACAUUCAAUAAAGUGACACAAAAUUA